AUGGAGAAAAGCUCAAAACUCAGUAUUUUGGCAGACAACACUUUAGCUAGCAUUUACGAGAGAAAUAGAUGUAGAGCUGAAGAUAUAGAGUACCCACAUGAAGAAACACUUGAUAAAAAUAUGGAGAAGUUACGGUUUGGUAUUAAAGAAUUGGAAGAGGAAUUAUCAGCUGCCGAGGAGUCAGGGACUCUGAGUUCAAAGGAACUUAAGGAAAAAGAAGAUACUCUUAUCAAAUUAACCAAACAAAUUGAUAAACUUGAAGCUUUAUUGCAAGAUAAGCCCUCUGCCAGGAAACUACUACUUGGACUUAAUAACAUGGAUGAACCUUCUUCCAAGAAAUCAAAAAAAACUGUAAGAUUUUCUGACCAAGCGGAUGAUUAUGAUAAUGCUGUAGUUAUUCAGUUGCAACAACGAAUGAUACAAAAUCAAGACGAGGAUUUAGAUAGAUUGAGCGCCGCAAUAGGUCGUCAGCAACAAUUGGGAUUAAUGAUUGGUGAAGAAUUGAAUUAUCAGGUAGAGCUAUUAGCGGAAACGGAAGAUAUAGUUGAUAGAACUGAAGGAAGAUUAAAUAAAGCAAAAAGAAAUCUUACCAAAGUAUCAAAAAAAGCAAAGGAAAAGGGAUCUUUUUGGAUAAUUGCUUUGUUGAUUUCAAUAUUAGUUUUAUUAAUCAUAAUUUUAUCGUAA
Messenger RNA from Rhizophagus irregularis DAOM 181602=DAOM 197198, 684 nucleotides. RefSeq lists its product as uncharacterized. Gene Ontology annotation, biological process: vesicle fusion; intracellular protein transport. Gene Ontology annotation, cellular component: membrane; endomembrane system; SNARE complex. The record is from RefSeq and is a predicted model, not a curated record. Gene Ontology annotation, molecular function: SNAP receptor activity; SNARE binding. Lineage: Eukaryota; Fungi; Glomeromycota; Glomeromycetes; Glomerales; Glomeraceae.